AUGGCCUCGGCCGAUGCCGAGCGAGCGGCCGAGCGCGAGCGCGCCGGCGGGGCGCGGCCGCACAACCUGACGUCAGCGGCUGCCCUGGCCGCCAACGAGUACGCGGAGGACCCCGCGAGGUUCAAGGCGCCGCGCGUGCUGGAGAUGCGCGCACGGGGCGGCCGCUGCUUCGACUUUGACUACUACGUGGAAGAGAACCCUGACCUGAAGGUGCUGGGGAGCGGCAAGGAGGACCUGUGGCGGCACUUUGUGUACACAGGGCAGUUCGAGGCGCGCAUGCACAGCCCUUUGGCGGAGCGCGCCGAUCAAGCGCUAAAGUCUUUGGGUCUGGGAGGCGAAGGAGACGACUUCUCGCCCUUUGGCCAGAUAUCGCGCUACUCCGUGCGCAAAGAGUUUGAGGGCGCGACGGUGUUCGUGACAGGCGCGACCGGCUUCAUCGGGUCACUCGUGGUGGAGCUGCUGCUGCGCACCACCAACGUCGGGCGCAUCUACGUGCUGGCGCGCGGCAAGCGCGGCUCCAGCGCGCGCGAGCGUGUGCAGCGGCUGCUGCACAGCGGGCUAUUCCAUCAAAUCAGGGACAAGGGGGAUCUGGUGUCCAAGGUGGUGCUUAUGGAGGGCGACCUGACCCAGGAGAACAUGGGCCUGUCCCCCGACGACGCGGCCACCCUCACGAGUGACGUGCAGCACGUCGUCCACUGCGCCUCCAUCAUCGAGGCCGAGGCCGACGUGCAGCGCACGCUGAGCAGCAACUACCUCGGCACGAAGCGCCUGCUGCUGCUCGCGGCGCGGAUGGCGCGGCUGCGGGCGAUGGUGCACCUGUCGGCGGCGCACGCGAACGUGAACCAGCCGCCGGGCGCGAGCGUGGACGAGGUCAUCUACCCUCUGAUGUUUGGCAAUCAGGAGGUUGACAGCGGCUCCCUGGUGGAGGACCUCAUGAGCCUCACACCAGAGUCAGCCAACGUGCGCGCACAGAUGUACCUGGACAUGUGGGGCUUCCCCAACACGUACACCCUGGGCAAGAACCUCACAGAGAAGCUGGUGGCCCAGUUCCACGCUGGCGGGCUGCCCGUGGCCAUUGUGCGCCCAUCCAUGGUUUGCGGCCUCGCAGGGGCGCCCUACCCCGGCUACAGCGGCAGCCUGGCGGGGCCGGGCGGGCAGGCGCUGGCGCAGGCCGUGGGGCUGUACGAUACGCUGGACUCCUUUGCGAUGAUGCCCACAAACGUGUGGGAUGUCGUGCCCGCCGACAUGGUCGCCGCCGCGGUCGUGUCCACCGCCGCCGCCACCAGCGCGCGCGUGCACAUCGACGGCUACUUCGACCCCGCCAUCAGCGACGGCGGCCUGGGCGGCGCCGGCGUGCCGGGGUCGGGCAGCGUCGGGGGCAUGGCCGCGGCCGUCAUGGCCGACGGCGCGGCGCUGGGGCCGCUCAUCGUGCACGCGGCCACCAGCACCACCUACCCCAUCAGCUACGUUGAGUCCCAGUGGUGA
Messenger RNA from Monoraphidium neglectum, 1485 nucleotides. Its product is annotated as Fatty acyl-CoA reductase 1. Gene Ontology annotation, cellular component: intracellular membrane-bounded organelle. The transcript is spliced from 10 exons. Gene Ontology annotation, molecular function: alcohol-forming very long-chain fatty acyl-CoA reductase (NADP+) activity. Lineage: Eukaryota; Viridiplantae; Chlorophyta; Chlorophyceae; Sphaeropleales; Selenastraceae. Bases 1 to 1485 code for a protein of 494 amino acids. The record is from RefSeq and is a predicted model, not a curated record. Gene Ontology annotation, biological process: long-chain fatty-acyl-CoA metabolic process.